UAGAAGACAACGGAUAGUUAUACGCGCCCUUUCAGCACACCAUUAGCGGAGCCGCCGCGCCUCGCGCUCCCACUCGAGCAGGCAGAGGAUGUCGCCCUCGCGCACGGGGCCCUUGACGUUGCGGAUGAUGGAGCGGUUCGGGUCGUCGAUGAACUCGACGCGGACCUGGGUCACGUUACCGGUGUUGCCCGUGCGGCCGAGCACGCGGUUGAUCUUCGCGAGCUUGAUCGGCGCCGUAUCCAUGGUGGAGCAGGCGACCGACUGUAGAUAUAGUCUGCGGUGGGGGGCGGAGGGGUUAGCGUAUGGCGCGGCGGCGGCGUUUGGGGGAAGGCGGGCCGCGUGCAAGCGACGGGGGAGCGCGCGACCGUUUUAGCACGUCGCUGAGCCGCAGAGACCACGCGUGCGCACUCCGACAAGCGGUGGCGUGCCCUGGGAGCGUGCGCGGGCCAGCGCGGUCGCCGCGCCGCUGAAUUGAGCAGGCCUCGAGGACUUGCUUUUAUCGGCGACGUACGCCCGCAGCUGCUCAGCGCGCUUGCAGUGGUGUCUGACAGGUCCCAGUGAGUCCGGAUACGAGUUCGCUGCGUCUGAGAGGGGUUUUAACUCACGUUUUAGGGUGCUUUUUGUCCGGCGAU
This is a messenger RNA of Pelagomonas calceolata, 632 nucleotides long. The record is from the annotation of a GenBank genome assembly. Lineage: Eukaryota; Pelagophyceae; Pelagomonadales; Pelagomonadaceae.